Messenger RNA from Phaedon cochleariae (mustard beetle), 344 nucleotides. NCBI's taxonomy places the organism in Eukaryota, Metazoa, Arthropoda, Insecta, Coleoptera, Chrysomelidae. The record is from the annotation of a GenBank genome assembly.
AGGUAGAAGCUGAAAAACACCCUCUAGAUAUAGAGAAGGAAGCGGGGAAUCUGAAGAUAUCCUUGCCAAAUGGAAACGUCAUGAACAUACCCCUAUCGGCCAUCAAUAUUUCGGAAGAAGUUGAUAAGACUGGAAUCUGGAAGCACGUCAACAACGAACAGAAUAGUGAAGUAAAGGAUAAGAGGAAGAGCCCGAAAACUAAAAAUCGAUUCAAAAAAAAGAAGCAAUCCAAGAAAGAUGAAAUUAAAAGAGAAGAACAAUUGGAAAAACGACUUUCUACUUGUAAAGAGGAAGAUGAUGAGGGAAUCACAAUAAAGGUGAUAGAUACUUCUCUCCACAUUUAG